Molecule: messenger RNA, 659 nt
Organism: Gloeophyllum trabeum ATCC 11539
Lineage: Eukaryota; Fungi; Basidiomycota; Agaricomycetes; Gloeophyllales; Gloeophyllaceae
Product: EF-hand
Exons: 8
Coding region: 69-518 (149 amino acids)
Molecular function (GO): enzyme regulator activity; calcium ion binding
Source: RefSeq, a predicted model, not a curated record
AAGGCCCUUGCUUAAGACCAACCACCAAUUCUUCCCGCUGAUUACCCGUCCAUUCCUUGGCAUACAAAAUGGCUGAUCAACUGUCCGAAGAGCAAAUCUCUGAGUUCAAGGAGGCCUUUUCAUUAUUCGACAAGGACGGCGAUGGCACCAUCACGACCAAGGAGCUCGGCACCGUCAUGCGCUCGCUGGGCCAGAACCCGACGGAGGCGGAGCUGCAGGACAUGAUCAACGAGGUCGACGCGGACGGCAACGGCACGAUCGACUUCCCCGAGUUCCUCACGAUGAUGGCCCGCAAGAUGCGCGACACCGACAGCGAGGAGGAGAUCAAGGAGGCGUUCAAGGUGUUCGACAAGGACGGGAACGGGUACAUCAGCGCCGCGGAGCUCAGGCAUGUCAUGACGAACCUGGGUGAGAAGCUGUCCGACACUGAGGUCGACGAGAUGAUCCGCGAAGCGGACGUCGACGGCGAUGGUCAGAUUAACUAUGAGGAAUUCGUCAAGAUGAUGCUCUCCAAGUAAUCGUACUACGUUCGCCGUUUUCCUCUCCGUUCUUCGACUUCUCUCUUCCUGCAUUAUCUAUGCCUCGAACCAAUGUGUAACGAUUAGCGAAGGAACAUUGAACUGGAAUAUAUAUGCCAUGGGUCCCAUGGUUUAAUCGUU